AUUAGCUUGUACAAAUGUGAAUAUUAUAAAAAAAGAUCGAUAUUUGUGUGAAAAUUAGUAGUAGAAGUCAUCGCUGCAGUCAGACAAUCGGGCAUCUCCGCUCCGAUAACUCCGAUUAUGAAUGAGCGCGACGCGCGAAGCCGUGAAACCGGUGAACAGUGAGAUACACGUGGUGAUCCAGAGGAUGUUGAUAUGCAGUCAACAAAUUAUCUCCAGUUGACACUGGCGAUACUUAAGCCGCACGUCGUUAAAUCCCCGUUCGUUCUUCAGAAAAUUCGCGAUUUAAUAAUUGACAAUAAUUUCAAAGUUGUCAGAUCGCGCAGAACGACGAUAUCUCGCGAGGAGGCCGAAUUAUUUUACAAGGAACACAGGGACAAAUUCUUCUACAAUCGUCUCUUGACUUUCAUGUGCAGCGGUCCGUCCGACAUUUACAUUUUGGCGCGUCACGACGCUAUCACGAAGUGGCGUCAACUGAUGGGCCCUACAAAAGUCUAUCAAGCGCAAUAUAAUGCACAAGAUACUAUCAGAGGAAUGUUUGGCCUCUCGGAUACUAGAAAUGCCACGCACGGAUCUGAUUCGACUGAAUCCGCAAAAAGGGAAAUAAUGAUAUUCUUUAAAGACUUUAACAUAAACAAGUGGUAUAACAAUGAGGAGAUAUUUUAUAACUUGGGAAGAUUACAUUUUGAUCCAUUGUCCUUUGUGCACACCAUUGACAAGACUUGAACAAGACACAAAACAAUAAUG
Molecule: messenger RNA, 744 nt
Organism: Trachymyrmex cornetzi
Lineage: Eukaryota; Metazoa; Arthropoda; Insecta; Hymenoptera; Formicidae
Product: nucleoside diphosphate kinase 6
Exons: 4
Coding region: 193-723 (176 amino acids)
Biological process (GO): GTP biosynthetic process; UTP biosynthetic process; CTP biosynthetic process
Molecular function (GO): nucleoside diphosphate kinase activity
Source: RefSeq, a predicted model, not a curated record